Messenger RNA from Podarcis raffonei (Aeolian wall lizard), 7742 nucleotides. RefSeq names its product BTB domain and CNC homolog 2 (gene BACH2). Bases 1094 to 3574 code for a protein of 826 amino acids. The record is from RefSeq and is a predicted model, not a curated record. Lineage: Eukaryota; Metazoa; Chordata; Lepidosauria; Squamata; Lacertidae. Gene Ontology annotation, biological process: regulation of transcription by RNA polymerase II. The transcript is spliced from 6 exons. Gene Ontology annotation, molecular function: protein binding; DNA-binding transcription factor activity, RNA polymerase II-specific; RNA polymerase II cis-regulatory region sequence-specific DNA binding.
UCCUAUUCGCAGAGCGGGUUUACGCCCGGUUGUGCGCGUGCGGGCCCGCGCCACCUUAGGAGCGUGCGCUACGCGAUUUGCGCGGCGUUAUUGUGAAUGGCGGGGGGGAAGGCGGGGUGGAUUCUAUGCCUUGUAUGCAUGCAUGCAUGUAUGUGAGUGUGUGCGGUAGUUGGUAGUGGCGGCGGCGGCGGCGGCGGUGGGAGGAGGAUGAUGUCAGCCUGCGAAUGUCAACAAUGUAGCGAUUGAGGGGAGUAGGCGGCGUUCCAUUGGGAAGAGCGCGAGCCACCGGGAGAGUCAGUGGAACCAACAGGACGGGGGCAGCAGCCGCAGCAGCAACAAUACGACGCCGCCGGGCUGCGAAGAAGCGCGGAGCUGCCGCCGCCUCCGCCUUGUGCACAGAAGCCCCCGAGCGCUGCAGCGGCAGAGCAAGCCCUGCGUGGCUCCCCCCGCCACCUCUCUCUCUCUCUCUCUGCCUCCCCCCACAUCCCUUUUCGCCGUUGCAGCCUCUUCUUCCUCCACCACCGCCACCCUCUUCCACUUCCCCGCCCCCUCCCUUUUAUAUGUCUAUAUCCAUUUCUGUCCCCCCCUCCUUUUAUGUCUAUGUAUAUGCAUGCCUAUAUGCGCGUGUACAUAGGCAUAUCUAAAACUCCUCCUGUGCAAGACUUCGCUUCGCGAGGCAGCUGGCUGUUGUUGUUUCCAUUUCAUUUUAUUUUUUGAUCGGCGAGCAAGUCGGUAUGUGACCGGCGCCUUCUUUGAGGCGCACAUUUUUCUACAGACCACCUCAGCGGCCACCGCGAGAGCCCUCAGCGAGAUCCAGUUUUGUUUUUUUGUUUUUAAAGACCUAUAUAGAUAGAUAUAUUUCGCCCCCUUCCCGACGUUGGCAGGGGAAGGACCGGUCGCUUGUCGAAAGUUGCGUGGAUGAGAAGGUUGCCACCAGAGAAGCUGAGCUGCCAGAAGCUUGCCCUGUGAAUCUUCAGGCGUUCUUAUCUUAAUGGAUUGCUGUAACCUACUAAUCUCUCCAUUUGUCCACUUCCCUGUUUCGUGAGAAUAUUAGCCAGCACAGAUCCUGGGAAAGUUACAUGGUGUGAACGGAAUGUCUGUGGAUGAGAAGACUGAAUCCCCCAUGUAUGUGUAUGAGUCAACAGUCCAUUGUACCAAUAUCCUCCUGUGCCUCAAUGACCAGCGGAAGCAGGAUAUUCUCUGUGAUGUGACUUUGAUUGUGGAGGGGAAAGAGUUCCGAGCCCACCGGGCUGUGCUGGCUGCGUGCAGCGAAUACUUCUUGCAGGUGUUGGUCGGGCAGACAGAAAAUGAUCUGGUGGUCAGCCUGCCAGAGGAGGUCACUGCCAGGGGAUUUGGCCCAUUGUUACAGUUUGCCUACACUGCUAAGCUGUUACUCAGCAGAGAAAACAUACGAGAGGUCAUCCACUGUGCAGAGUUCCUGCGCAUGCACAACCUGGAGGAUUCUUGCUUCAGCUUCCUUCAAACGCAACUCCUGAACAAUGAAGAUGGCCUGUUUCUGUGCAAAAAAGACACCACCUACCAGCGGAUGCAUGAAGACGAGAACUCCGAGGGAGAAGAGGAGGAGACAAUGGAGUCGGAGACUUCCAAGAUCUCUUGCCCAAGGGAGAGAACACACCCAGAGCCCUUUAACUUUGAAUCGGCCAGUUCGGGAGCGGACAAGGAAGAAGGGAUGCUGCCCGACUCUGAUAUCUUGAACGAUGGCAAGGACAGUUUGGACAAAGAAGCAGUGACGCGGUUACCCAGAUAUAAGAAAUACCAGAUGGCUUGUACCAAGAAUGUCUACAACGCAUCACACAUUAGUACCUCAGGUUUUGCAAGCACAUUCAGUGAAGAAAGUUCUGGCGAUAGCCUCAAGCCAGAGCUUCCUGUAGGGCAAAUUAAAAGUGAGCCUAGAAGUGAGGAGAAUGAUGAAGAAAACAUCACGCUUUGCCUCUCUGGAGAUGAGCCUGACAUCAGGGAUAAAGAGGGGGAUGUUGAAAUGGACCGGAAGCAGCCAAGUCCCACCGGAGCUGACAGGUCUAAAAGUGUUUCCUCCCCUUCCUGCCUAAGGUCUUUCUUCAACCGAACAAAAAAUGUAGACUUAGUUGGCUUCCCCAGUACUUCCCAACAGCACUUUGCCAGGAGUCCAGCAUGCCCUUUCGAUAAGGGGACAACUCAGGGUGACCACAAAACUGAUUAUGUCCCUUUCGCAGGGAAUUAUGGACUCUCCCAAGCUGUUCAGAAGGAUGCUUCCAAUUUUACCGUGGGGUCGCCUCUCAGGGGCCCUGGCUUUGUUGAAGGUCUCUGUAAGCAGGAAGGUGAGGUGGACAGGAGGAGUGUUAUAUUCUCUUCAAAUGUUUGUGACCAAGUAAACACUUCGGUGCAUUCAUAUUCUGGCAUGAGCAGCUUGGACAAAGAUCUCACCGAGACUGUGCCAAAGGGUCUCUGGGCAGGAAGUAGCCAGUCCCUUCCCAGUUGCCAGACCUAUUCUCACAUUGGACAGGCAGCUGAUCUCUUACCAGGACGGAUGCGGCCGAACACCAGCUGCCCAGUGCCAAUUAAAGUUUGCCCUCGCUCUCCUCCACUAGAAACCAGAACGAGGACCUCCAGCUCAUGUUCCUCCUACUCGUACGCGGAGGAUGGCAGCGGGGGUUCGCCAUGUAGCCUCCCUCUCUGCGAGUUUUCAUCUUCCCCCUGUUCCCAAGGAACUCGGUUCCUGACCGCUGAGCAUCAGGAGCCAAGCGUGAUGGGAGAUGGAAUGUACAACCAAGUCAGACCCCAGAUAAAAUGUGAGCCAUCCUAUGGAACAAACUCUAGCGAUGAGUCUGGAUCGUUCUCUGAAGCAGACAGUGAAUCAUGUCCUGUGCAAGACAGAGGACAUGAGGUGAAACUUCCAUUUCCUGUAGAUCAAAUCACGGAUCUUCCAAGGAAUGAUUUCCAGAUGAUGAUAAAGAUGCACAAAUUAACCUCAGAGCAAUUGGAAUUUAUCCAUGAUGUUCGACGGCGCAGUAAAAACCGGAUUGCAGCUCAGCGUUGCCGUAAGAGAAAACUGGACUGUAUUCAGAAUUUAGAAUGUGAAAUCCGCAAGUUGGUUUGUGAGAAGGAGAAACUUUUAUCAGAAAGGAACCAAUUGAAAGCAUGCAUGGGGGAGCUGUUAGAUAAUUUCUCCUGCCUUUCCCAAGAAGUGUGUAGGGAUAUGCAGAGCUCCGAACAGAUCCAAGACCUGCACCGAUACUGCCCUGUCCUCAGGCCUAUGGAUCUUCCAACAGCAACCAGUAUCAACCCUUCGCCAGCCGGAGUAGAGCAAAAUGUGGUGACAUCUCAGUGUGUUGGGGAAGGCUUGCAGUGCUGUUCGGAGCAAAGCCCAGUGCAGCAACUAGGAGCUCACUGGCUACCUAACAACAUUUCUGACAAAUGCGCAGCGGCAAGAGUAUUGGAUGGAGCUGACCAAGGUACUUACUGCGAGCAGGAGCUCCCUCUUGAGCAGAAUAACCAAACGGUGACAGUGGACUUCUGUCAGGAAAUGACUGAUAAAUGUACAACAGAUGAGCAACCUAGGAAGGAAUACACCUAGUGGCUGUAUACCUUUUUCACGCCAUGUCUAGCAAGGUAUUCUUCAGUCAGCCAGUGGCCACGUUCGUUUGUUGUUUAGAUUGAAGAACAUAUUUGGUGCACACUACAGUGGUCUUAGCAGCAAUACUGUUUUUAAGUAUUCCCUCCUCUCUACAAGCGGGAGUUUAACUUCUUCACUAUGGUGCUAUCCCUUGCUCAUGCAGGGGAACAAAACAGUGGCAACACUGUCUGUUUCUUUUUUAUUGUUGUUGUUAUUGUUGUUGUUAUUGUAUUUUAAUUUCAAUAUUCAACAGGGAUGGACAUAACACCUCUGAGGACCCAAACGCAGCUUUUUUCUCAGUGGCCCAUGUCACAAAACCCUAACUCAGGAAUUUCCUCUGAAUGUUCAAUUUUUCAUUGAAGACAGCUUCUUUACACAUCAAAGUUUUAUAACUAAACUGUACAUACUAUAUAUAGUAUAUAUAAAAAUAUAUAUCCAUAUGCAAAAAAAAUCCCUGCAUGCCUCAAUUUUUUCUCAUGAAAACAACUGGAAUUUUUUUUUCAUUUCUAUUGUAUAAACAAAUUCCAACAUUCCUUUUUUUUUUGUCAAUGCUAGGUAGUAGUUUGUACCUGUUUUUAAUAUUUUCUCACCACCACUUAGGUUCACGGUUCAGCAAUAUCAUUCAGUUUGUAUUUUAUUUAUAAAGUUUAAUGUUGGAAGCUGAUUUGAAAUUUUAAUAUACACAGUGUUUGUGGCACAGCUGUCUUUUAUGUGCCCAUUUGAGCAAAGUGGGUUUUAUUUGAAUCCUCUCACAAUACUGUACAGCGAUGGUCAACUUUGCCACUUGCACUGAGUUUUGGAUCAAACCCCUUUUCAUAAAUGAAGUUGUGACUUCAGUAUAACUCAUAUACUGUAUUCUUUGCUUUUUUAUUGUUAUCUGUUAAGUAAAACAACAUUUUUUAUAUAAAAAAACAACAACACCACUCAGGAGAUGAUUAUGUAGGGAAAUAACAAUCUUGCCAAAUAUGGAAUUCACCCAAUAGUGUGAAUUGGGUAUUUUCUGUAUUCGUCUUUUUCUUCUUUCUUUUACUUCCCCAAUUCAGAUAUUAAGUCGCUGCUUCUUCUUCUUUCUUUAAGAGGGAUUUUCUAUUUGUCAAGUAUCGUUUGAUACUUACAAAGACACCUUAAAAACUGUACAGUGGCCAGUGUAUGUCACUGAUAUUGAGAACUAUAGCUUAAGACACAGGCUGUUUACGUUGGUGAACAUAGUUCCAUGAGACUCAGUGAAGUUUGAAUUAAGCUUCCCACUGCAAUUCUUGCUUAUUUAUGUCGUACUAGUGCUGUUCAUCCCUUCCAAUAGUCCUAUUGGCCUCAGUGUGUAAUUCUGUUGUACACCAUGUUAUGCAGGUGUUAACAGCAGUGUUUCACUACACUAUUUACACUGGCAUUUGUUCAACUCUAAUUCAGCUCCACAAACGUAUGAGAAACUGUCUACGUGAAAGGUUUCCAGGACUGGCCCUGUAAUAUAGAGAUGUAGAGGCUUGCUUAGAGCAAUCUCUACCCCAAAGUGCUAAAAAAGCAUGCAUUUCUGCAGUGAUUCUGCAGUGAUUGCCCAUGUGUCAGAAAUAUUGUGCUGUCAGGUUCCCUCAGUUUGUAUUAUUUUUAUCAGCACAAAGCAGCAUCUGUCUCAGAGGAAACUUUGUUGGAGGACAAGUUUCAGAAGUACUGAAACUCAAGGAAAUUCACAGAACUCCAGCUGACCUGACUCACAUGGUGAUUGUGCAAGGCAAGCUUCUUUCAGAUGUAACAUCUGCCCAACAAACACAUGGAAACAACUCUUCAGGGAAUGGGUGGGCACAAUCCACCAGGACUUUUCCUACACCAUUUUUAUUGUGAUUGAUGGGAAUUGCUCGAGAGAGAUGCUUUUGCAUAACAUCCAAAGAUUUCAAGGAGUUUUUUUGUAGGAUACUUUUUCCCUCAUCACCUUAUCCCUGAUGGAUUGUGUCCUCUGUUUUGUUUUUAAAGUGACUUUCUAUCUUGAUUGUGCCAGGGUGCUUUGAGCUAUAUUUUAUGAUGGCAUCUAUGGUUUACAGAUUGGUACUGUUCACCUUUUCUGUGGGUAAAACCAUAUUGAGCCACCCCAUGUGAUUCAAACAGGUUUUUUUCCUAUUAACUAUGACAAUAUGUUUCUCAGUGCUAAUGUUUACACUAAGCGGUAUGGCACUCAGUAAAUCUGCAUUGCUUUUCUAAAGGAAGAAUUGACACCCUCUUUUUUAUCAGCUUAUGCAGACAGCUUGCCAGUCCUGUUUCUUCUCUGUACUCCAAAUUCACUGCAACCUACCUGCCAACCAGGAGGCGUAUCCAUUGCAUGUGCCACAUUUAUUUACUAGGAAGGGAGGGAUGUUCUUAUGUAGGUUGGAACUGCUAUGUUUUUAAAUAUUAUAAAUUAAGUAUUAACCAUUUCUGUAAAACAAACAAAAACUUACUCUAAUUAUUCAUCUAUUUAUAUAUGUCAUAAGGAUGCUAGUUCAAGCUGUAGGAUGUUUUGGCGCAGGGGUGAGAAAGUCCUUGACUCGCUUUGUAGCUAUUUAAUUAUAUUGGAAGCUUGCAACAAUUCUGUGUGCAGAAAACAGAAGCUCUUUAGGGGGUUAGGGGAUAUGCAACUAUGAGGGGAUUGACUUGUAAUCAGUUGACAUUGCAGAGCCCUUCUGUGCUUUGCAAAGAAAUCUUAACUUCUGUGAGAUGGACAGUGAUGGAAGCUAGAUUUUUUUUAAAGCUACAUGUGAAUUGCAUUAUGGCUUUAAAGCCAGGUUUUUGCAUUUGAGAUUUUGUUGUUGUAAUCGUUCAGUCGACAGUAUUGUUCAAAUGUUUUGUUUUGUUUUCUGUUGCUUUCUUUAUUUUUAAGUGACCUCCAGCUAGUUGUGGUUUUUAUGGGUAUUCAACCAAGUCUGAGCUAGCUUUCUGACAUGAAGAUUUGCUAUCACACCAACUCACGUGCAACUGGUACUUUUGACCUCAUUCCAGUGGUUUAAAUGCAAUUGACAGAACAUAUUGUUCCACAGCUAUUGUAUUGACCUGGCUCUCUCAUUGGUGCUGGGCCUCUCUCUACCUUUUUCUUCUGUUUUCUUUUCUUGGAGAAACUGAUUUUUUAAAGUCCACUGCUCAGAUAAGUCUAUCGUUUCAAGCUUUUUAGGAUGAGUUUAGCUUUUCACCAUUUACAAAUGACUGAUAUGUAUAUUUUUCUUCAUUGGACUAUAUAUUGUGUAUGGUUCUUCAGAACUACAUGUGGCUCUUGGGUUAAUGUCAAGAGAGACAUGUAGGAGAAUUAGCUUCAGAACUGGACACGAAACGACACAUUUGAAUAAAUAACUGACCAAACUUCUAUUGGAAAAUAAAUAAGUAGGCAUUGCUGAACAAUGCAGAAGGAGAAAAUACCUUCGAUUGAUAAAAAAUUCAUAAAGGAAUUAAUAGGUUUGUCUGAGUUUGACGUUUUGUGCUAGAUGGAAACUGCUUUUGCACUGAUACAAAGAGCAUGUAAGGAGUAUGCAUUUAGCUUUGUCCAGUCUGAAACUAGUCCUCCUUUUUAUUUGCCUUUGCUAUACUUUGUAUUGCCAGAAAACCUCAUUUCAUUUAGGCUUUUUCUGCUUUUGUCAGGUGAGUAUUACACUAUGUAAUAUAUUUGUUUCUCCGUGUUAUCUUGGGGGUGCCUUGAAUACAACUGAAGUUCAUUGCAACCUGAUUCUGGAACAAAAUAGCUAGUUUAAAAGGAAAAAAAAGACUCAAUCAAGUUACCAAGACAUCCCCAUAUUUAUAUUCUAGACCUAACAUAUGACGACUCAGGCGUCAGAGUUUGAUGCUGCAGUAUAAAACUAUUAUUUUAUAUAUUGUGCAAGUAAAUUAUUCAAUGUCUUUCUAAGGAUAUAUGCUGCUUUAAAGAUGCACUAUUUUAUUUUAUUUUUUUGGAUCUAAUCCAUGUAUUUUUGUUCCCAAGGAAGUAAAAAAAAAAAAAAUCAUUGGAUACACAAACCACUGUGAUUAGUAUUUACAACUGCUGUCUCUUUUAAAAAAAAUAGUGUGGGCGUUGGAUAAAACUUAGUGUAACAGAUUCAGCUGCUGAUAAUAUGGUAGUUAAGGGUUACAUUCAACUCAUGUCCAAGCUUUUAAUUUCAAAAGCUUUAAUAAACCCAGC